Molecule: messenger RNA, 499 nt
Organism: Wasmannia auropunctata (little fire ant)
Lineage: Eukaryota; Metazoa; Arthropoda; Insecta; Hymenoptera; Formicidae
Product: histone H2B
Exons: 1
Coding region: 76-447 (123 amino acids)
Cellular component (GO): nucleosome
Molecular function (GO): DNA binding; protein heterodimerization activity; structural constituent of chromatin
Source: RefSeq, a predicted model, not a curated record
UCAUUUUCUCCGUGCACUUCGAGAGCGCUGUAUCGUGGUUUCAUCCGCAAAUAGCAUCGACUGUACGAAAGAAAAAUGCCCCCUAAAGCGAGUGGCAAAGCCGUGAAGAAGGCCGGUAAGGCCCAAAAGAAUAUUAGCAAGACCGACAAGAAGAAGAAGCGCAAGAGGAAGGAGAGCUACGCCAUUUACAUCUACAAAGUACUGAAACAAGUACAUCCAGACACCGGAAUCUCCAGCAAAGCCAUGAGCAUCAUGAACAGCUUUGUGAACGAUGUGUUCGAGAGAAUCGCCGCGGAAGCGUCGAGACUUGCGCAUUACAACAAGCGCUCUACGAUCACCUCUCGGGAGAUACAGACGGCUGUGAGGCUCCUGUUGCCCGGCGAAUUGGCGAAGCACGCGGUCAGCGAAGGCACGAAAGCGGUGACCAAGUACACUAGUUCCAAGUAAAUUGGAAUUGGCUAUGACGAUAAAAACGGCCCUUUUCAGGGCCAACAAAAAA